AUGAUAUUAUUACAAACAUUAUCCGAAGCAAAGAAUAAUAAUGAUGGAGAUGGAGAUGGAGAUGGAGACAAUGAUACAGAGAAGUCAACAUUGGCAUUAUCAAAUAUGUUGUGUGAUUUGAUCAAAGAGAAUACUGAUGAGUUGUUGUCAACAACAAAUACACAAUCACUCACUCAAUACUAUGACUGUAUUGAACAUUUACUCAAACUAAAGACUACCGAUACAUUGGAUCAAGCCAUCUUCACACUGCUUGGAACAAUAUGUUUCCUGUUCCCUGCUAAUCCAAACCUCCUCUCCGUGCCCCGCCUACUAUCCAUUGGUCGACACACCGAACAACUUCAAUCCAUCGUCUUCUCCACGCUCUCCUCAUUAUCCGUGAACCAAUCACGUAUAUUGGCACCAUUUGCCAAUGAUCUAUUCAAGUACUCUGAGGACUAUCCAAACUAUCUCUCCAUCUUGUGUGGACUGUAUCAGCACAAUCAUAAGGACUUUGAAAGCAAUUUGACAUUGUUGAUUGGAUGCUUUGAAAAGACAUUGGAAGCAAGAGCAAGUGUCCUUGCUAUUUUGGUCGAGAUAUCAAAGCAGAGUCCACAUCUCAUUGUACCAUAUGUUGUUCAGAUGAGAUCAUGUCUUGGACAACAAUCACUUGCCAGUUUAUACUCGUCCAUGCUCCGUCACAUCGCCUUCAAAUAUCCAUUUGUCCUCCAUCCAAUACUCGAUGACCUCUUCCAAUCAAUCUCCAACGAUCAUGCUUCCAAAUACUCUCAGAUUGAACUCGUUGGACUAUGUGGCGUCGAGAAGACUGAUGUAGUGUUGGAGUUUUUGAAACAAUUGUUGGCAAAGGAGGAGAGUAGCACGUCAGGAAGAAAGAGUGAUGCCAAUACUAUUGUGUCAAUUCUAAAGGCUUUGAAGUCGGUCCAGAAGACAUCGCCAGGUCUACUGCCCAGUUCAGACUUUAUCGACAGGUACAAGGGCAAUGGCAACUUUAGUGAGUUCGUAUCGACCAUUGCCAAUGAGACUGUGGAGAAUAUACAUGAGCACACGAGAAGGAGCUCCUCAGUGUCGUCGGCAUCGACGGCUGCUGCUGUGGCAGCUGCGGCAGCAUCAGUAUUCAUCACCUUGGAUAACGCGCAGCUCGACUCACUGGACCAGAGAGUGCAGGAGGCAUCGAGCACACUCACAGACAUUAUAUCGAUCACACAACUGGCUCAGGUUAUCACUUCUGAUCCGGUGAGGAGCAAGUUGGUAUUGGACACACUGGCAUUGCUUCCAUUGCCCUGUGGAACAUCAGAGGAUGGCAAGCAAGUGAUCUACUCCUUGGGCGGCCAGAAGAUAUCGGCUCCAUUGGAUACAAAUUCACAUCACCGAACAACCUUGCAACGAAUUGAGUUGAUGCAGUCGAUUGUCAAUCUCAAUUGUUCAUUCCUAAAGGCGCAGGAUAAGGUCCAUGAUGGAGAUGUGCUCCUCAGUCAACCAUUUAUCAAGUCGGGGGAGAUCAAGGAUGUACAUCAACUUCUCAUCACUUUGCUUUCGAGCAAGAUGGAGCAGACAUCCAACGCAACAAGCAGUGCACCAGUGGUGAUUCAAUCAGAUUGCAACACGGCUGGAGGUGCUGGCACUACUGAGACUGAUACAACUGCCACUCCAACGCCCAACAUUCCUACAUUGAUAUUGUCACCAAAGACAAUGCUUGCAGUGAAGUCAUCUUCUCCACGACCAAAGAGUGUCCCGACUGCUUGGACAGCUGCCAGUGCAAGUACCGCCCCAAAGGCGCCACAACAACCACAACAGCAACAACAAUCUCCUCUACAACCUCAACCCCAACAGCAUGGUGAUGUGAUAUACGAAGGAUCACUCGACAAGCAGUCCAAGUUCUUGCGCAGAUAUGAUACACACUGGUGCACAUUGACACCAGAAUCCUUUGUGGCCAUUGUAAAGAAGGAAUCACCAUCAUUGCCACCACAUCAAUCGAGCCACACAACAACGACAUCAUCAACUACCGCCGAUAAGGAUGAUGAGUCAAGCAUCAAGAUAUCUCUACAAGAUAUCACAGAGGUCAAAGAGGUUGAGAAGAAUAGUGGUGGCAGUUACUUCACAAUCAAACGAGUCAAGCCUGGAAAGGAUAGUGCUGGAACAUCACAGACACAACCCAGCACCGGACCGUCGACUACAGAAAACAAGUCGUUCCACAUUGUGACGGCCAAGAAGAAGUAUCUAUUCAAGGCUGCAUCACAAGCAGAGCAAACAGCUUGGAUUGAGAAGUUAAAGCAUCAGAUUGAAUUGUCCAAGAAACCAACAACCACAACAACUGCAACAUCUACAACCACACCGACUAUUACUACUACAACUACUGCUAAUACUUCCGCUACUCCUUCUUCUACGACAUCAUCUACAACAACUACUCCUCAACAACCACCACAACUUCAGACAGCGGCCAAGAAGGUUGCAAGAUUCCGUCUGUCACAGUACUUUACCAAGUCACCUCUCAAGUAA
This is a messenger RNA of Acytostelium subglobosum LB1, 2493 nucleotides long. RefSeq lists its product as hypothetical. The record is from RefSeq and is a predicted model, not a curated record. NCBI's taxonomy places the organism in Eukaryota, Evosea, Eumycetozoa, Acytosteliales, Acytosteliaceae. The transcript has 3 exons. Bases 1 to 2493 code for a protein of 830 amino acids.